UGGUGUCGCAGAGUCUCUUACCCGAUGGAGUAUACAAACAGAGGAACCUUGGAGGCUUCCCUGCUGGAGAGAAACUAUCGUCCAUUGUUUGGCUGAUACUUUACUGGAGAUGGAAAAGGACAGCUUACUCGGUUGGUUCAUAAUGACCCCUACGGAGCCUUGUGGAGUUAUAUGGAGGGUUGUGAUGGACUUUCCCAGAGGAACCCUGCUGUCAACCGCGAUAGAUCACGAUUCAGAUAUCAUUACGGUGUAUAGUUAGGUAGUUCUCAGGAGUCAGCAGAAGGACCCGUCAUGUUUCAUCCUGGACCAAAGAAGUAAAUGCUGUGGAAAAGAAAGGACCAAAAAGAGAGAAGAAAAAAAGCAACCUUCAUCGUCGGGUUGUCCGAUUGUUGUCUUGCGUUCGAGAAUCGAAUAAUCAACGGGAUGUACUCCGGUAUGUCUCCACCGGACGAAUCUCCAGUUCCUCUUGCUCCUAGUCGGCAGGGCUCCAUCGGCCGGCUGGAAGACUAUUACCAGGUAUUACCAAGGAGAGCCAUUUUCCAGGAUCAGGAUGAGGGCCAGAUGCUAUUCCAAAAGUCGAGCCACUUAGAUACCAGCUCAUUCAUGCAGAAACUAAGCCCUAUAAUCAACGCCCUGGGGCAGCAUUCUUUGAAUAUAAAGAAGGAUCUGGCUAGCAAUAUCCAUCAAUUAAUUCUAUUAUCACUAGACAAGUAUGGCAGCGUUUACCUCUCCAAGAACUGGAGUGUACAAGAGAUAUCUCCUGCUUCGUAUCCAAAUCACACCGUACACCACAAAGCACUAGGCCAUUGUCUCUGCCGCUGGUGCAUGAUCAUCCGACCAGAAUCCGAAUCUGUUAUUGAGCUUGGAAACUGGGAAUCCUCCAACUAUCAAUUAGCCCAACGCUACUGA
Molecule: messenger RNA, 909 nt
Organism: Aspergillus ochraceoroseus IBT 24754
Lineage: Eukaryota; Fungi; Ascomycota; Eurotiomycetes; Eurotiales; Aspergillaceae
Exons: 3
Coding region: 319-909 (196 amino acids)
Source: RefSeq, a predicted model, not a curated record